AUGUUAAAUCAGAGAAUCCACCCGGGCAUGCUCUUACUCCUGAUGUUUCUGUGCCACUUCAUGGAAGAUCACACAGUACAGGCUGGGAACUGCUGGCUCCGGCAGGCGCGGAACGGCCGCUGCCAGGUCCUCUACAAAACCGACCUCAGCAAGGAGGAGUGCUGCAAAACCGGCCGCCUGACCACUUCGUGGACGGAAGAGGACGUCAACGACAACACACUUUUCAAGUGGAUGAUUUUUAAUGGGGGAGCCCCAAACUGCAUCCCGUGCAAAGAAACAUGUGAGAACGUGGACUGUGGACCCGGGAAGAAAUGUAAAAUGAACAAGAAGAACAAACCUCGGUGUGUUUGUGCUCCGGAUUGCUCUAAUAUCACUUGGAAGGGCCCUGUGUGUGGCUUAGAUGGGAAAACCUACAGAAACGAGUGUGCCCUUCUCAAAGCCAGAUGUAAAGAGCAGCCCGAACUUGAAGUCCAGUAUCAGGGCAAAUGCAAAAAGACCUGUAGGGAUGUUUUAUGCCCAGGCAGCUCCACAUGUGUGGUUGAUCAAACUAAUAAUGCCUACUGCGUGACAUGUAAUCGAAUUUGUCCAGAGCCUACCUCCCCUGAACAGUAUCUAUGUGGAAAUGACGGCAUAACUUAUGCCAGUGCCUGCCACCUGAGGAAAGCUACCUGUCUACUGGGAAGAUCCAUUGGAUUAGCCUAUGAAGGAAAAUGCAUCAAAGCCAAAUCCUGUGAAGACAUUCAGUGCAGUGCUGGGAAGAAGUGCUUGUGGGAUUUUAAGGUUGGCAGAGGUCGUUGUGCCCUCUGUGAUGAGCUGUGCCCUGAAAGCAAGUCAGAUGAGGCAGUCUGUGCCAGCGAUAACACAACUUACCCAAGCGAGUGUGCCAUGAAAGAGGCAGCCUGCUCCAUGGGUGUGCUUCUAGAAGUAAAGCACUCUGGAUCUUGCAACUCCAUUAAUGAAGACCCAGAAGAUGAAGAGGAAGAUGAAGACCAGGACUACAGCUUUCCUAUAUCUUCCAUUCUAGAGUGGUAA
Indicator indicator is the source of this 1032-nucleotide messenger RNA. It is a transcript of the gene FST, whose product is annotated as follistatin. Gene Ontology annotation, biological process: multicellular organism development; cell differentiation; regulation of BMP signaling pathway. Gene Ontology annotation, molecular function: activin binding; protein binding. The coding region runs from base 1 to 1032 and encodes 343 amino acids. The transcript is spliced from 6 exons. The record is from RefSeq and is a predicted model, not a curated record. Lineage: Eukaryota; Metazoa; Chordata; Aves; Piciformes; Indicatoridae.